Molecule: messenger RNA, 1816 nt
Organism: Scleropages formosus (Asian bonytongue)
Lineage: Eukaryota; Metazoa; Chordata; Actinopteri; Osteoglossiformes; Osteoglossidae
Gene: pym1
Product: PYM homolog 1, exon junction complex associated factor
Exons: 3
Coding region: 379-1056 (225 amino acids)
Biological process (GO): exon-exon junction complex disassembly
Cellular component (GO): exon-exon junction complex; cytoplasm
Molecular function (GO): RNA binding
Source: RefSeq, a predicted model, not a curated record
GCGAUAUCUGUCUGUUACUUACAAACAAUUCCGUUUCGCCCUCCAAGUGGGGGGAAAAACGUGGUUAGCAGUGAAGCUGCUAUGGCUAGGGUGAAAGAAUGGUUCAUAAAAUGAAGAGAUGCUGUGUUGUUAGCUAACUAUUAGCAUAGGCUAGCUGCAGCAAAGGCACGUUUCAGACAGAAACAUUGGCAUUUAACCUCCCGGUUCGAUAAAAUGCCCAUUUUAGACCUCCAACUCAAGUUAGUAAUGCCACAAAAAAAAAAACGUUUCUACCGUUUUAUUUACAAUUUUUUAAAACAGUGUGGUGCAGCUAGCUAGUACUAGCCUAGCUAGCACUAGUUGCCUGCUGAGCUAAGAAAUUCCCUUUCCUGUUGCCCCAUGUUUUACCCUGUUCCAGGGAAGUACAUCGCUGCCACGCAACGGCCGGACGGUACCUGGCGGAAACCCCGGCGAGUAAAGGAAGGCUAUGUGCCCCAAGAAGAGGUGCCUGUUUAUGAGAACAAAUAUGUGAAGUUCUUCAAGAGCAAACCAGACCUUCCACCAGGCAUGAACCCAGAAGAUGCAGCACAGGCACGGCAGCAGCACCAGCAGGCGGUAGCGGCUACGGGGAGUGGUGCCGAACGGGAGAAUGAGACCCCUGGUCUCUCGAAGACCGCCAAGCGCAACAUGAAGCGCAGGGAGAAGCGAAAGCAACAGCAGCAGUUGCAGCAACAGCAGCACCAAGGGCAGGAGGGUAACGGUAGUUCAGAGCAAGGGAUUCAAGCUCUGAGUGCUGCUGUGGAGAAGGUGGAGAUUGAGGGCAAAGGAAGGGACAACAAAGCGCCUGCACUGCAACAGGUAGGCAUAGCUCCUCAGGCUGGGACACAGGUGGACGUCCCCGCUGCAGAGAAAGCCAAGAGGAUAAAAAACCUGAAGAAGAAGCUGCGGCAGGUGGAGGAGUUGCAGCAGAAAUUGGACUCUGGUGAGAUCAAGCAACCGACCAAGGAGCAGCUUGAGAAGUUGGGUCGGGCCCAGGCCCUGCAAGAGGAGCUGGAGGAGCUGGAAAAGGAUUCAUAAGAAUGGAAGUGGGUGGGAGCCUAGCAGCUGUCAAGAAUAUAAACAUUGUUUGCUUAUGUGUUUCCAAGCAUAUGUGUUUAUAUUCUUGACAGUACAUUAUUCUGUGUAAAGUGGGAAGGGAUUUCAGGGUGGGUGGUUUGGGGGUAUUUGGGUGUAGAAAUGGUUAAUAAAAGUUGCUGUCGUUUUGUAAUCCUUUGGAAUCCAAAAAGCAUCCGGUUUAUUUUCCGUUGUCAUAUUUCGUUUUUAUUCCAGUAUUACAGUUAGAAAACCUCAGUGAUAUUGAUUUGUUUGCAUAAAAAUGUGUUAGUUGUGACAGUUGCUGUUGCUUCUCUGGUCUGUGUUAUGGGUUGCUAUGUCUUGUCUCAUCCUCUAGAGGACGUUUUAGAGCUCAUCUUAGAACUUGUCUGCCAAACACAAUAGAGUGCCCUUUGGUGUAACAAACCACCAGUUCCACAUUUUGUUGCACAUUGUCAUUUAUUUUGGAGCCAGUGCGGGUCAAAACUUAUCUGUUCCUCACAGUGAAACAUGUGUUUUUUCAAUUUACACUGGAGUCACCAUUAUAAAUGGCUUAUAUUUAGAUGGCACCAUCAUGUCAUUGUAAAAAGGCAUUCAGCAAAUAAUUUUGUGGGAAACAAAGGUUUUGUUAAAAACUAAUGAAUAAUGCUCUGGGCAAGUACAGGAAAAAAGUGUCUAACCUCAGAUUAGGGGAAUAAUUUUAGAUGUAAAACAUUAACAUUCCAGCCUGCAAUUUUAAACUCCC